UUUUGCCAAUACAAUAAUGUCGGCUUUCUUUAAUCUGAGUUCAUCCACCUCACUCCUUGCAUCAAAAACUAUUGUCAAGUUGUACUCAAACUAUAGCAAACAUAUUGCGAGCCCUGAAAAGAGAAUGCUGUAUAUUUGUCGAAGCAGAAAUCCUGUAAUUAAGUGUAGUGGGAUUUCACCUGUUUUCCAAGACACGAUCGCUAGCCAAGGUGUGGAAAUGUGCACUCGUGAUGGUAUCGGCAUUGUCCAGUUUCUUACAGGAAAAUCCUUUCUUAUUACUGGUGGAACAGGCUUUCUAGGAAAAGUUCUGAUAGAGAAAAUACUACGAACAGCUCCUGACGUCAGCAAGAUAUUUGUCUUGAUCAAGGCUAAGAGCAAAGAAGCUGCAGCACAAAGAUUGAAAAAUGAAAUAAUUGAUGAAGAAGAACUAUUCAAGGGGCUCAGGCAAAUCCAUGGAAAAUCUUAUCAAGCUUUCAUGCUGAGCAAGUUGGUUCCCGUGGUCGGAAACGUGUGUGUAGAUGAAGAUGAAGCAAAUUUCAUAGCCAAAGAGGUUGAUGUAAUCAUCAAUUCUGCAGCUAAUACCACUUUUGACGAAAGGUAUGAUACAGCUCUUGAUAUAAACACUCUUGGACCUAAGCGUACAAUAGGUUUCGCCAAAAAAUGCGACAAACUAAAGCUCUUCCUACAAGUAUCAACAGCUUAUGUGAAUGGACAAAGACAAGGAAAAAUCAUGGAAAAGCCUUUCUGCUUCGGUCAAAGCAUACACACAUCAUCACUUCCCAAAUUGAGUAUUGAAGAUGAAAUAAAGCUAGUCUCACAAUCAAAUGAAUCUCAAAAAAUGAAAGAGCUGGGGAAACAUAGGGCAAACUCAUUCGGUUGGCAAGAUACAUACGUAUUCACAAAGGCUAUGGGGGAAAUGAUGAUAGAUAGUCUAAGAGGCGAUAUACCAGUCGUCAUAAUUAGACCAAGUAUUAUCGAGAGCACUUACACAGAACCUUUCCCUGGAUGGAUCGAAGGAAACAAGGUGAUGGAUCCAUUGAUACUAUUUUAUGGAAAGGGGCACCUAACGGGAUUUCUAGGAGAUGACGAUGGAGUUCUUGAUGUAGUUCCAGCGGAUAUGGUUGUCAAUGCAACCUUGGCAGCCAUGGCGAAACACGGGACAUCUGCAAAACCAGGAUGUAAUAUUUACCAGGUUGCUUCAUCUGUUGCAAACCCCUUGUUUUUAAAGGAGUUGGUCCAAUUUGUCUACCAACAUUUUACUUCAUCACCGUUUAUCGACUCAAAAGGGAUUCCAGUUCGUGUGCCACCUCUACAGCUCCACAUGUCCAAGGAAGAUUUCUCCACUUACCUUUUGAGGCAUACAAAGAAUCGAACUGGACUAGGAAAUUUGUCCAAAACUGACGAGAAGUUGUCUCGUAAGCUCAAUAUCAUCUGCAAAAAAUUAGUCGAGCAGGCAAAUUAUUUAGCAGAUGUAUAUGGACCCUACACUUUCUACGGUGGAAGGUUCGACAACAGCAACACCAAGAGGUUAAUGGAAUGCAUGUCGGAGGAAGAAAUACAAACGUUCGGAUUUGAUGUUGAGAGUAUCAAUUGGAAAGAUUACAUCACGAAUAUUCACAUUCCAGGUCUGAGGAGGCAUGUAAUGAAAGGAAGAGGUCUCAACUGAAGAAAGAAAUCGCAUAGCAUUUUCAAUUUUUUUAUUCCAACUUGAGUACUUCCCUGCAAGAACAGAUAAAACGAAAAACUUCCUGUUUGUGGUUCGAUGCAAUAAAUUAGCCAAAAUAUUUAACAAGAUCAAUAUUUACGAAUGGCAAAUCGCAUCCAUUCUAAUCUCAUAUAUAUAUAUAUAUGUCACAAAAAAUGUAGAUACAUCCCUAUUCUAUACAAUAGGCAUCUAUAACCAGACUAGCAGCACAAUCACGAGAAAAAUAAGA
Erythranthe guttata (spotted monkey flower) is the source of this 1934-nucleotide messenger RNA. Its product is annotated as fatty acyl-CoA reductase 2, chloroplastic. The record is from RefSeq and is a predicted model, not a curated record. Gene Ontology annotation, biological process: long-chain fatty-acyl-CoA metabolic process; suberin biosynthetic process. Gene Ontology annotation, cellular component: intracellular membrane-bounded organelle. Lineage: Eukaryota; Viridiplantae; Streptophyta; Magnoliopsida; Lamiales; Phrymaceae. Gene Ontology annotation, molecular function: alcohol-forming very long-chain fatty acyl-CoA reductase (NADP+) activity.